This is a messenger RNA of Durusdinium trenchii, 264 nucleotides long. The record is from the annotation of a GenBank genome assembly. Lineage: Eukaryota; Dinophyceae; Suessiales; Symbiodiniaceae.
GUCGCCGCACGUGCUGAAGUUGCACCAGGUGAGAAGGUUGUUGGAAUUGACUUGGGCACGACCAACUCUGCCGUGGCUGCCAUGGAGGACCAGGUUUUCUUGUGCUAUUGUGGCUACUAUGCCGAGGCUGGAACUCCCACUGUGAUCCCCAAUGCAGAGGGAGCCCGAACUACACCCAGUGUAGUGGCCUACUCCAAGAGCGGUGAGCUUUUGGUUGGGCAGAUUGCAAAGCGCCAGGAGGGGAAUCGUUGUGGUGAGUACUAG